Amoebophrya sp. A25 is the source of this 2918-nucleotide messenger RNA. The record is from the annotation of a GenBank genome assembly. NCBI's taxonomy places the organism in Eukaryota, Dinophyceae, Syndiniales, Amoebophryaceae.
GCGAGGACACCUCUAGUUUCUAAGUCAGGCAUAUCAACCUCUUGUCAGGUAUAUCAAUCAAUCAAUCACUCAAGUAUUUACAGAAUAUUUCGCAUCAAUUCUACUCUCAAGUAUUUUAAAUUAAUCCAUCAAUCAAUCAAGUAUUGUAAAUAUUUCAUCAAUCAAUCAAUCAAUCAACGUGAAUUCUACUCCGUGAAAGGAAGAAAAUGUCCUCUUCUCCGUGUUGUUUUCCUCUCCUUCUGCUUGCUGGGGCAGCAGUCCGUCUCCUGUGGUUCUCACUGCUACGACCGGGCGCAUUGGAAGAUGAUCCAGAACUGGUUUCGCCGGUCUCUUCCCAUUUGAGACUGCAGGAAACAGCUUUUUUAUACGACUUUUUCCGUAGUGCUGAGCCGACUGGCGCUGGAGGUAUCGAUGCAGGUGCUAUGCGAAGACUGUAUUUAAGGCAAUGCUCCGAAGACAGUGAUAGAUUACACGUAGUUGUACCACUAACUCAUUAUAACGUAAAGACGGAUCAUCAAAGACGUGGAAGUAACAGAAAGUAAAAUGAUCCAGCGAUCAGUAUGUAGUAGCACUUCUACAAAAAGGUCCACCUCCAAUACCAUUGCCCCACCAGAAUGCAAACUACUUGCCACCGAUCGCUUUCGUGCUGUUGCGACCAUUCGUUGGGGGACUGGCGUACUGGACGCUAUUGCUGUUCGUCGACCUGGCGAUCGCUUUUAUCAUACGUGACCUGGCCAAGGCUAGACAGAGAACAGAGGACCCUGAAGAGGGUUCUACUUCCAGGAGCUGCAGCUCGAAAACAUAUUCAAAUCCCGACAGCAUUCCAAGUCAUCUCCUAUCCCCGAGCGCCGUCGGACUCGUGUAUUUUUUCAAUCCCUGGGUUGCUGCAUCGCAUAACGCGCUGUCUCUUGGGAAUGUGCAUGUUUUGGCGCUUUUGUUACCAAUAGUUCUCGCUUUACGCGGUCGCAACUUUGUCGCAUCAGCAGCCGCAUUUGCCAUCGCUCUAUACCUGAUACCAUUCACAUCAGUGAUACUGUUGUGCCCUCUAGCCGCACUCAGUGCUGCUGCAGCUGCGCAAAGUAGACGGAAUAAAAGUAGAAAACAAGAGCCCGUCUGGUCAGGAGACGACAACAAGAACGAGAACAUUACUAAAAAUCGUGCUACUUUGAUAUCGUCCUUGUCUACCCGUAACGAACAUGUUGAGGCAGUGGCGCGGGAUAGGAACCUUGUUACCCUUGAAACUGCAGGAGAGCGUUUAAAGGUAGUGGCUGAGAAGGAAUGGGCGAUGAAAUCUGGCGAGGACAAGAAAAACUCUAGUGCAGCGGAGUCUACGAUCAACGAAAAAACCAAGGACGACAUAGGAGACAAGAACACCACAUUUAUUUUCUCUCUACCACACGUGUAUGCACCUCUCUGGUCUCAAGCAUCUUCGUUCCGACCCUUCCUGAACGAAAACGCUCUCUUCUUCCGCAUGCUUUUUCUCUACACUAUCACAACGGCUUUGGUUUUUGUUUUCUUGCUGCACCUCUCAGCGCGUCUGUGCGGCGGCAGCUGGGCUUUUCUGCAUUCGUCGUUUUUCGCUCUAUUACGAGUGGAAGAUUUAUCGCCAUCUCUGAGCGUCUUCUGGUAUAUGUUUCAGGAAGUAUUCUUGCAGUUCCAGAACUUUUUUCUGCUGGUUUUCCAUGCUCACGUGCUGGUCUACGUACUACCGCUGCACAUGUUACGUAUGAUUGGAAGAUUCUUCAAUGAAUGAAUGAAUGAAUGAAUACGAGAGUUUUGAAUAUAAUUUGAUCUGACGAGAUCAGCAGCUACUUAGGCAUGACCUUAUGAAUGACUGUGGUGUUGAAGAACAUCGUUUCAUGAUACACUCAGCCGAAUGGUUUUCGGUUCAGCAUAAUGAGGCUGAUUAUUCUAGAUUCCUCCUGGGCAGAAUCAGAAAGGUCGAUAGCAAUUUCCCUUCACCACUCUGUUGAAGAACAUCGUUUCAUGAUACACUCAGUUCUCCUGACUACCCCGUUUCAUCGUCUUCUCGCUGGAUUACCGUUCUUCAACGUUUGGCCCGUUGGCGAAUUGCGUAGCCUCCUUCGGACUCGUGGCACUUUUUCGACCCUACCCGACUGUCGUAGAUUUCAGCGCUCUAGUUGCGCUCUACUGCGUUUUUGCCGACUACGUCUUUCCGGUGCCGCACUUGCGGCGAUUGCGGACAAGGGUUUUCAUCCUGGCAAAAAACGACAAAACCUACGUCCCACUUCGUUUUCGGGAAGACCUUACUUUCUUCGAAGUACAAGAACUUCUGGUAGAACAGAUAUCGAGAGUAAGUAGGUCCACGACUAAGACGCCAAAAAUAAAUGAAGUAGCUGAAAAUGUACAUGAACCUAGGGAAGAGGAAUACAGCCCAAGUGGAGAGCCAAUACCUGCGCCAUCUGAGGUCGCUGUAGAUGACGAAGACACAAAAGAUAAAGACAAGAUGAAUAGUAUCGAAGUUGUAGGAAGGACCAGCGACACCUCUUCCUCUUCGAAGUCGAAUGAUACUAGCAUUUUCUCAGACCACGAGGAUGUGCAUGCUUCUAGUACAACUACCGGAAACCACAACACCAGUACUAGGGGAGCAAAGAACAAGUUUAUGAAUCCACAGACGCGUCUGGUCCUCGAGCUUGCCUUUGCGCUAUUUGGAUUGACGAUGUACCCCGUGAUGAGUGCGGUGUGGCUAUUCCGCAACACAGGCAACGCGAACUUCAUGUUUUUCAUGCAGCUGGUGUAUCUCAUUGCAACCAGUCUCUCUCUCCUAGAUUUCAUAUGCAUGACGCACCAAGCUCAAAGAAUAGUGCUCCCAUGCUUUUAGAAGACGCGACGAAUAACUUGUUAUUGCCUGAUUCAUAACGUGUUAUGGCCUAGAAUAGACGGAUCCUACGCUGCAG